AUGAAAGAGGAAGUAAUCGAAAGGUACAAAGAAUUCAUUGGGGACAAUAUGCUUUUCCAAAUCCUCUUGGGAAACAAAAAAACAUCUAAGCGAGCGGUCAAAAAAACCAAGCUAGAGCGAAGCACAAAGAAUGAAGAGGAUGAGUUCGGAAUGGACGACUCAGAGGCAUUUACGUUCACGCACUCGCCUGGGUACAUUACGGGGACUCUUCGGCAUUAUCAAAUAGAAGGGCUGAACUGGCUUAUAAACAUGUACGAAAAGAAGAUUAAUUGCAUUCUGGCAGACGAAAUGGGUCUGGGAAAGACUCUCCAAACAAUUUCACUGCUUGGAUACUUGUACACUGCAAAGAAGAACAAGCUGCCAAAUCUUUUGAUAGUGCCAAAGUCAACUCUGCAGAAUUGGAAGAAUGAGUUUAAAAAGUUCAUGCCAGGGGUCAAGACCAUUAUCUUCCACUGCAGCCGGAAGGACAUCCGAACAAAAGCAAAAGAGCUGCAGGAGCUAGACUAUAUUGCAUGCAUUACUACAUAUGAGAUGUGCUUGGCUGGAAAGACACAGCUGCAGUCUGUGGAGUGGCAGUACAUUGUUAUUGAUGAGGCGCACAGAAUUAAAAAUGAGCAGACUGUUCUGAGCAAGGUGGUCCGCAUUAUUCCGUGCGCGCACAGGCUUCUGCUUACAGGUACUCCACUGCAGAAUAACAUUCACGAGCUGUGGGCUCUUCUGAACUUUCUUGCGCCGGAGGUGUUCUCUGAUGGGGAGGGCUUUGAUGCAUGGGUGGAGUCCUCUUCAAAUGACGUAGACAAUGAAACAGUAGAUAAGCUCAGAAACCUGCUUGGCUUAUUCAUCCUAAGAAGAGAGAAGGCGGACGUGGAAAAGUCCUUGCUUCCAAAGAAAAUCAUCAACCUGUACACUCCACUGACAGAGAUGCAAAGAACGUGGUACAAAAUGAUCCUGGAGAAAGACGCAGAGAAUCUGGUGAAUGAGGGGUCCAAGAUGCAGCUAAUGAACAUUGUGUGCCAGCUGCGGAAGUGCUGCAACCAUCCGUACCUAUUUGAUGGGGCUGAGCCAGGCCCUCCAUACACCACAGGAGAGCACAUUAUAGAUAACAGUGGGAAGAUGCUCAUUCUAGACAAGCUUCUGGUGCAUUUAAAGCAAAAGGGCAGCAGAGUUUUGAUUUUCAGUCAAAUGACGCGCAUGCUUGACAUCCUAGAGGACUACUGCAACCUGAGGCAGCAUGAAUACUGCAGGAUUGAUGGAAGCACAAGCACAGAAGACAGGUGUGAGGCAAUUGAGGAGUUUAACAAGCCAAACAGCGAGAUGUUCAUCUUUUUACUGAGUACCCGAGCAGGUGGUCUUGGAAUUAACCUAGCCACAGCAGAUGUGGUCAUAGUGUAUGACAACGACUGGAACCCACAGAUGGACCUGCAGGCGCAGGACAGGGCGCACAGAAUAGGGCAGAAGAAGCAGGUGUUCGUUUUUAACUUUCUGACAGAGAACACAAUAGAGGAGAAGAUACUGGAAAGAGCGAUGAAAAAGCUGAAGCUUGAUGAGAUCAUUGUGCAAAACCAAAAGAAAAAGGACAAUGCAAUAUCGCAGAAUGAGCUGCUGAGCAUUCUGGCAAGCGGAGUGGAUAAUGUUUUUGACACGGACAGCAAGCUAGAUCGAUCAAUUGAGGAGACCAUUCGGAUUGGCAUGGAGAAGACAGACCUGAUGAACUCAAAGAUCGAUGAGCAGGGAGUUUUGAAGGACCUAGGCGGAAAUGAGAUAAAGGCAUACGAGUGGGAGGGAGAAGACUAUAGCGUAAAAAGUGCAAAGCAAAAGCUGGCAAAGUACAUUGUAGAACCAGAGGGAGGAAGAACCCGCGGAAUUACGCAGGGCAUCCUUACCAAGAGAAAGUCAACUGGCAUUCGGCAGUUUAAUCUCCCAGACUACCAGUUCCAUCCACAGCGGCUGCAUCUCCUCCAGAAGAAAGAAAUAGAAAAGUUCCAGGCCACAGGAGACCCAGAGGACCUUCUAACACCAGCAGAGAAGGCAGAAAAAAAGACACUCUACGAGGAAGGGUUUAACAACUGGGCAAAGCGAGACUUCUGGAUAUAUGUAAAAGCAUGUGAGCGGUACGGAAGAGACAAUGUAAAAAAGAUCUCAGCCAGUCUCUCUGACAAGAGCGUAGAGGAGGUAGAGAAGUACGGAAAGGUCUUCUGGGCCAGAAUAGAUGAACUAGCAGACGCAGACAAAAUACGUCUACAAGUGCAGAAGGGCGAGCACAAGAUCAUGCGGUCUCUGAAGAUAAAGGAGUAUCUAAGAGAAAAGAUAAAGAAAGAAGGCGACAACUUUAAGAUUCCAUACCCAAUUAGCAAUAAGUCUAUUGGAUAUACAGAAGAGGCAGACAGAUUUAUUCUGCGGAUUCUGAACAAAAAGAUGGGCACACCAGAGUGCUACGACGAGCUAUGGAACAGAAUUCGUGAGGCAGAAGAGUUCAGCUUUGACUACUAUCUGAAGGUGCGCACACCGCAUGAUCUCCAGAAGAGGGCACAGUUUUUAUUCACUGGCCUACUAAAAGACAAAAAAGGAAGUCUUUCAUCAGACCAGUAA
This is a messenger RNA of Nematocida ausubeli, 2589 nucleotides long. RefSeq lists its product as uncharacterized. Lineage: Eukaryota; Fungi; Microsporidia. The coding region runs from base 1 to 2589 and encodes 862 amino acids. The record is from RefSeq and is a predicted model, not a curated record. The transcript has a single exon. Gene Ontology annotation, cellular component: nucleus; chromatin. Gene Ontology annotation, molecular function: ATP binding; ATP-dependent chromatin remodeler activity; nucleosome binding. Gene Ontology annotation, biological process: regulation of transcription by RNA polymerase II; nucleosome organization.